UCAACAGAGAAGCGAUUUAGCAAGUUUAGCGAAGAACUGUUGGGUUCUGUGGAGAAACCGGACUUGAUCAAUGUCAAACAUUUUGAUCACUGUGUCAUAGUUCUUUAACGAAGAGUGAAAACGUACGCUUUAUAAUGAUCCGAACACUCGGUACCGUUCCCGCGUGCGCGCGUUUGCUUUCAAAGGGAUCAAAGUCUGCAGCGUGCAGAGCUGCACAUCACAGCGGCUCAUUCGAUGUGGCUGUUAUCGGUGGAGGGAUUGUUGGACUGGCAUCAGCCAGAGAGCUGAUCCUCAGGCACCCAAACCUCACUUUUACUCUGCUGGAGAAAGAGAAGGAGCUUGCUCUCCAUCAGACCGGUCAUAACAGUGGUGUGAUCCACAGUGGGAUUUAUUACACUCCAGGUUCCCUGAAGGCUCAACUCUGUGUUCGUGGAGCCAUGCUGACCUAUCAGUACUGCCAGAAAAAAGGAGUCCCUUAUAAGAGAUGUGGUAAGCUUAUAGUAGCAGUGAACAGAGAGGAAGUUCCUCGUCUGAAGGCUCUGUUCGAACGUGGUCAGAAGAACAACGUACCAGAUCUCAAUCUGAUUGACGCCAAAGCCAUCCGAGAGAAAGAACCGUACUGCAGGGGCAUCAUGGCGCUAGACUCUCCAAACACAGGUAUUGUUGACUAUCGGUUAAUGGCUUUGUCCUAUGGUAAAGACUUCCAGGAAGCAGGCGGCACUGUAAUAACCAGCUUUGAGGCCUCUGACAUCACACUUGCAGCCGAAAGCCCAGCCGGGAGUGCUGAAGGGAUGAAGUAUCCCAUUAUUAUCAAAAGCUCAAAGGGAGAGGAGGUGAGGAGUCGGUUUGUGUUGGCAUGUGGAGGACUGUACUCCGAUCGGUUGUCCGAGAUCUCCGGUUGUAGUCCAGAGCCGCGUAUAGUUCCCUUUAGAGGAGACUACCUGGUGCUUAAGCCGGAGAAGAACUAUCUAGUUAAUGGCAACAUCUACCCUGUGCCGAACCCACGAUUUCCAUUCCUGGGAGUGCAUUUCACUCCACGUAUGGAUGGUAGUGUCUGGCUGGGCCCAAAUGCAGUGCUGGCAUUUAAACGAGAGGGCUAUAAACUCUUUGACUUCAACGCACAAGACUUCAUUAAUGCGCUCUCCUACAGUGGCCUGCAGAGGUUGGUAAUGAAAAACAUUGUGUAUGGAAUGGGAGAGUUGUAUAGAGGUGUGUUUACCAGCGCUCAAGUUAGGAUUUUGCAGAAGUUCAUACCUGAAUUGAGCCCCAGUGAUGUCAUCAGGGGUCCUUCGGGGGUUCGUGCACAGGCUUUGGAUGCUGAUGGAAACCUGGUGGAUGACUUUGUGUUUGACAGUGGGAAGGGAGAGAUGAGCAACCGUGUUUUGCAUGUACGCAAUGCACCGUCACCGGCAGCUACCUCUUCGCUGGCCAUUGCUGAGAUGGUCGCAGAUGAACUGGAAAAAAGAUUUUUGCUGUAGGCAUGCCCGCCUGUGAUGUCAUGAGUAAUUGCCAUCACUAUGGUUACACUCCAAUCGUUAUACUUUGAUAUGGAGUAUAAGAGAAACAUUAUUAUAAUAGAGCGUUUUUUAGUCAUAUUUUAUAGUAAUGCGAUGAGAUUUGUGCUGCUCUUUUAUAAUGCAUCUUCAUUUCUGAAAAUGAUUCAUUUGCUAGAAACAAUUCUGGAUAACUGUUAUUAUGUCUUUAUAAAUCUGAUAAUAUAAUAAAGAUAAAUUGUCUUAGA
Paramisgurnus dabryanus is the source of this 1741-nucleotide messenger RNA. RefSeq names its product L-2-hydroxyglutarate dehydrogenase (gene l2hgdh). The record is from RefSeq and is a predicted model, not a curated record. Gene Ontology annotation, molecular function: (S)-2-hydroxyglutarate dehydrogenase activity. Lineage: Eukaryota; Metazoa; Chordata; Actinopteri; Cypriniformes; Cobitidae.